ACGCCAAAACCUUAAAAGACUUUCGAUCUUUCAGAGCUUUUUCUUUCCAUCCAAACACUUAUUUUCUCAUCCUCUAAUUACACACAUUUCCUUUCUUGAAUUUCAAAAUGGCCCCUAAUAUCACCACCACCACCGCUGUGACCAAGACCACCUCUCUCUCAAAGGCUCCAAGCCUGUCAAGCCGUGCAUAUGUGACGUUCUUGGCAGGUAACGGGGACUAUUGGAAGGGAGUGGUGGGGUUGGCCAAAGGGUUGAGGAAGGUGAAGAGCAGUUACCCUCUUGUCGUUGCGAUUUUGCCGGACGUUCCUGAAGAGCACAGGAAGAUUCUGGUGGAUCAAGGUUGUAUUGUGAGAGAGAUCGAGCCUGUGUAUCCUCCUCAGAAUCAGACUCAGUUCGCCAUGGCGUAUUAUGUCAUCAACUACUCCAAGCUUCGUAUUUGGGAGUUUGUUGAGUACAGCAAGAUGAUAUAUCUGGAUGGUGACAUCCAAGUAUUUGAGAACAUAGAUCAUCUCUUUGACAUGGCUGAUGGUUAUUUCUACGCUGUGAUGGACUGUUUCUGUGAGAAAACAUGGAGUCACACUCCUCAAUACAAGAUUGGUUAUUGCCAACAGUGUCCUGACAAGGUGAACUGGCCAGCGGAGUUGGGUCCUAAACCUCCACUCUAUUUCAAUGCUGGCAUGUUUGUUUAUGAGCCCAGCUUGUCUACUUACGAAGAUCUCUUGAAAACCCUCGAAAUUACCCCUCCCACCCCCUUUGCUGAGCAGGACUUCUUGAACAUGUACUUCAAGGAUAUUUACAAGCCUAUUCCUCCGAUUUACAACCUUGUGUUGGCUUUGUUAUGGCGUCACCCGGAGAACAUUCAACUUGACCAAGUCAAAGUUGUUCACUAUUGUGCUGCUGGGUCUAAGCCAUGGAGGUAUACUGGAAAAGAAGAGAACAUGGACAGGGAAGAUAUAAAGAUGCUAGUGAAGAAAUGGUGGGAUAUAUUCGAUGAUGAAUCACUUGACUACAAGAACACUGCAGCAACUGCGCCUGAAGCAGAGCCAGUGACCUUGGAACAAUUAAUGGCAGCGUUAUCGGAGGCUGGUGUUGUCCACUAUAUCACCGCCCCAUCCGCCGCUUAGUGGUUGCGGAUUCUCAAUGAAGAAUGAAGAUCCAUGUUUUUUUUUUUAAUGGAUUCAUGUUUCUUGUGUAUAGGAGUAUAAUUUUUUCUUUUUCCCUUUUUUUAAUUGGUAAAGUAGUGGUGGUCUUCCUUUCGUGGGAGAAGGAGAACCUCCAUUUUAAGAUUGUUACUUCAGGAGGAAGAGGAUUUUUGUUCUUCCUCCUUUUCUUAAUGUUGGUUAUAUUAAAUUAAUAUCAGCAAAACAAUUUAUUGUA
Messenger RNA from Pistacia vera, 1377 nucleotides. Its product is annotated as galactinol synthase 2-like. The transcript is spliced from 4 exons. The record is from RefSeq and is a predicted model, not a curated record. The coding region runs from base 108 to 1124 and encodes 338 amino acids. NCBI's taxonomy places the organism in Eukaryota, Viridiplantae, Streptophyta, Magnoliopsida, Sapindales, Anacardiaceae. Gene Ontology annotation, molecular function: glycosyltransferase activity.